AUGAAGUAUCAAACGGAAUAUCAACGAAAUUUUCAAAGACGAACACCACUACCAGUCGAUGACUACACAAAACAAGAACGAAAACUAGUUGAUGUUCCACCUAAACGUUCAUCGUCAUUAUCACCAGCUCGUCGUCGUGCCAAUUCCUCGCCGAGUCGAAAUAAUCAUUUAGCAGUUAUUGGUCCGAAUGACAAAUUUUCUCAUUCAUAUCUCUACCGAAUGCGACAACCCGUUCAAGACAAUGCUCGAGUGACUAAACCACGCGAAUAUGCACUUCUUGGAAGAAAUGAAAAAUUUCAAGAUAAUGCAGUUUAUCCAUUGAGAAAACCUGUUGCGGAGAAAUCACCUCGUAUUCCAGUAGAUCGACAUAAAAGUGCAAAUCAUACAUGUGGCAGUCAAACUGAUUUAAAACAAGCGCCGUUUGUCUCAUUUGAUCCGCAGUAUGGACGUGAAUCAGUUCCUGUUCGAAAUCGCAUUGGUGCACAAAGUGAAUAUCAGCAACAGUAUCUCUGGAGACAACCACUAGGAGAUUUGAUUAGUGAUCAAAUGCUCGUAGAAGAUGCCAAAGUGCGUGAUCGUCGGUCUGAUCCCGUGCUGCCACUGACUGUUAUUGAUCCAUCGGAGAAGAUUCUGAUAGAGAAAACUUCUGUUCCUGCUAAUCCAUCGCCACCUCCACGUGUUAAUUUUGAAAUUGAUCGAGCUCGCCAACAGCUAAACAAUCGUCCUAUUCCUUCCGGUCCAGCUCCUGCAAGUCAAGCCAAUAAAAUCCCCAUAAGUGAAUAUCAAGCUCGUUAUAAACUCAUCAAUGCGGAAAAGAAACCACGUACUCGUAAAGCUUUCGAAGCGGAGCAAGCUGAGGAAAGGAAACGAAAAGAAAUCACUCAAGCCGAACGUGCGCACACAGAUGAUGAAGGUGCGGGUGGUGAUGUUCAAUUCGGAAAAGAAUUUCGACAGAAACAUCCGCAUGGAAGUUUAAGACGUUGGAAAUCAGAAUAUCAAGCGACAUACAAACCUUUCUGGCGAUUCGAUUAUAAGAAUGGCAAAUGGUACAAAGAUGCUGAAACGGAAGAAACAGGAUUUAAUCCGAAUCUAUUUUGGUACAAAGAGUUGAAAUCCAGUCGAAAACGGGCUGAUGAAUACCGUACCAAUGCGGAAACCGAUCAUUUCAAUCGUAAUCAUACCCUUCAAUUGCAAACAGGUCAGGGUGGAAAUAAGAACUAUUUGGCCUGGGAUGCUAACAAUGAUGAUGAUGCUGACAGUGUGAUUUCUAUCGAUCGCGAUUUAGAACGUGAGCGUCAACGCGACCAAGAAGCGAAACGAAGAGUUGAUGAACAAAUUCAAUCGAAAAUUCAUUAUCAACAGAGUCAAAGCGAAAAACCUAUUGAAACAAAGCCUAGCCAAGUGGCUCAAACCGAUCAUCAAGUCGAUCGAGUUGUUUACAUCGAUGACCCAAUACCAAAAGCACCAAGCCUUGCAACGAAAGCUUUUGUUCGUAACCUAAAUUCCUCCUCUGUUCAACAACAUAUGUUAUGGGAUUCCGAAAGUUUAUAUAGUCAACGUACUGAUUCGGAUCUAGAGUUCAAGUCCAAUACAGCUCGCGAACUGCAUCGAAAGCAUUAUAUGAAUGAUGAUUCGAAUAUGAUUCGAAAAGCGUCUUCAUCAAAAGCGCAAGAAAAUCGGAGUACAAAUACUCACCCAUCAUUGACUGAUGAUUAUUUAAGCUCUCAGACAAAUGAACGAGCUGCUCAGGAGGAGAGAUACAUUCGUCCCUCGACCAGUUCUCAAGAACAUCGCCAUGCAGCUGGUCAAUCAAGUUACGAUACACAUAUCUUGGACAGACGCCCACCAUCUCGACCACAUACCAGCGUGAACAACUAUCGUUCAUACAAAUCCGAAGCGGCUGAUUAUAAUAAUAAUGAUACUUAUAAUCAUGAUUCGACACCUCAAUCCAACUGUUCCUUUCAAAAUCAUUUGAAUCGCAUGGAUGAACGUUUCGGACAAACUUAUAAUGCACGUACCAAAGACGACGACGUUCUUUCGGUUCAUUCGGCACGUUCAUUAUCAUCAAGCUGUAGUUUAGCAUCUCAAACUCUAGAGCGUGCGCAACAAAAUAUGAAUAAAUACUGGGGUGGACAUUCAUCCGCGUCUGUUGACCUCUCUAAGAAACCUUGA
Molecule: messenger RNA, 2172 nt
Organism: Adineta ricciae
Lineage: Eukaryota; Metazoa; Rotifera; Eurotatoria; Adinetida; Adinetidae
Source: the annotation of a GenBank genome assembly